Macrosteles quadrilineatus (aster leafhopper) is the source of this 6721-nucleotide messenger RNA. RefSeq names its product UDP-glucose:glycoprotein glucosyltransferase-like. NCBI's taxonomy places the organism in Eukaryota, Metazoa, Arthropoda, Insecta, Hemiptera, Cicadellidae. The transcript has 27 exons. The record is from RefSeq and is a predicted model, not a curated record. Gene Ontology annotation, cellular component: endoplasmic reticulum. The coding region runs from base 110 to 4588 and encodes 1492 amino acids. Gene Ontology annotation, molecular function: UDP-glucose:glycoprotein glucosyltransferase activity.
AAGGUGUCAACUUCAACUCGCAGACGAAUUUAAUACAUAAUACAAACAUUGUAAUAUUACAAAUAAAAUAUGUUAAAUUAGUUUUUGAUUGUUUUGAGGUUUGAAAACGAUGAUGUGGAAAAACAUACUUCACCCUGUAUGCUUACUCUUCGUCUUCACUGAGUUGUCUGAAUGCAAGAAGAAGUCAAAGUCUGUGACAACUGUUCUUGAUGCAAAAUGGGAACAGACACCUUUGGUCCUUGAGAUAGCGGAGUAUUUAGCUGAGGAAAGCUCUGAAGUGUUUUGGCAGUUUGUCGAUGGGGUAGCAGCUUUAGAUAUCCACUUGAUUGAUCUAGGCACAGAAAAGGCAGUGUACGAGCGAGCAUUGGCAGAAGCGAGUAGGUUGCUCUCACCAGCACAACUAUCAUUGCUCAAGUUGUCAGUGUCGCUACACGUCUACUCGCCUCGAGUGGAAAUGUACCACCAAAUGGCACUGGAGCGCGGAGUCAAGUGCCCGGCAGCAGUGGAUGUUGCCGGAACUGUUGUCUGCGAACCACACAAGAUUGAGGAGGCAGUGAAAGAAGCUCUGGCUCGUCCAGACUUAUCAAGAUUGGAGACGUUUAGGCUUGAUCAUCACUACCCUGGCUCAGAAAAUAAGAGUUUGGUUGCUAUAUUGUAUGGAGAGAUUGGUACACCUGAAUUUGCCCAGUUCCACAAGCGACUUCGUCAGUUGGCCACAUUGCAGCCUGUUGACUAUGUGUUAAGGCAUUUUGUCAAGGAGCGACCAAACAAGAAGUUGCGGUUGUCUGGAUAUGGAGUCGAGCUGCAACUCAAAUCCACAGAGUACAAGGCCCAGGAUGACACUAAGGUGAAGGGAACAGAUGGAGAUGACUCUCAGGAAGAGGAAGAAGACGUGGAGAUAGAGGGGUUUGUCAUCAGCAAACUCAAGAUGAUGUACCCUGACAAGAAGGAGCAGUUGGAGAAGCUAGCACAAGAACUGACAGAGACGAGUGAUCAGCUGGCGCCACUCAAGGUGUGGCAGUUCCAGGAGUUGAGUCUACAGGCGGCGCAGAGGAUACUGUCAGCUCCUAGAGAGGAGGCACUGCACACGUUCACACACAUCGCUCAGAACUUCCCCAUGCAGGCCAAAUCACUGGUUAGAACCACGGUGAAUGCAGAUUUCAAGGCAGAGAUGGUUCGCAACCAGGAGAGGUUCGCAGCAACUCUCAAUCUACAACCGUCAGACACUGCGUUGUUCCUCAAUGGCAUCUUCUUUGACAUGGACCUCACUGACACCAUGGCCAUCCUGGACUCCCUGAGACAGGAACUGAGGGUACUGGAGGGACUGCAUGCCUCUGGAAUAACGGAUAAGUCAACGUUGAGCUCCCUGUUGGGCCUGGACCUGAGUAGCAAUGGAGGUCAGGACUUUGCCAUAGACAUCAGAGACUCAGCCAUACAAUGGGUCAAUGACCUGGAAGUGGACAAGCAGUACAGGAGGUGGUCGUCUUCUCUCAUGGACCUGCUGAGGCCCACGUUCCCAGGGAUGGUGAGGCAUCUGCGGCGAAACCUGUAUAACCUGGUGAUCAUAGGGGACCCGUCCAAACGACCUGUCUGGCCACUGGUUAAGCUGGUAGAGUCGUUCUACGUACACACGGCUCCACUGAGGCUGGGGCUGGUGUUUGCCGUCAACAACACUGCGACAGGUAGAGAGGACGCUGGGGUCGCGCUGCUCAACGCUUACAACUACGUGGCGGAAGUCAAGAACGCUUACGAGGGUCUCAGCUUCAUUACUGAUGUGUAUGCAUCGGUCAAAACCGAGGGAGAGCGUGAUGUACAAGUGUCGGAUGUGAUCAAGCUGUUGAAGGCUCGUUAUCACUCUGCGGACAUCGAGGAGAUCCUUGGAGAGGACACAGACUACGACACAGGCCGUAAACUGGCUCAGGACUUUGUACAAAGAUCAGGCCUCAGGUCCCUACCUCAGGCCCUGAUAAAUGGAAUCCCAUUACCAGAGAAGACCCUCAACUCUGAUGAGUUUGAAGGAGCUGUGUUGACUGAGAUCAUGACCCAGACUCCGGCUGUACAGAAGGCAGUGUAUCGUGGAGAUCUCACUGACGGCAUGAAUGUACUGGACUACUUGAUGGAUCAACCCAAUGUGAUGCCCAGAUUGAACGAGAGGAUUCUGCAAACGGAGGACAGCAAGUACUUGGAUCUGGUGAAGAGUGCUGCCAAGCUGAGCGAGUCCAUGGUGUACAUCAACAGUAAACAUGCCAAAGACAAGGUGCAGCCACUGACGUACUGGGUGGUGGCAGACCUCAGUAGAGAUGCGGACAGGGAACUGCUCCUCACUGCUCUGGAACAGAUGAAGUCGAGUGGUCGUAUCAGAGUGGGGGUGGUCAUCAACGCAGCUGCAGACGCAGACCAAGCUGUCAACAAGCUGGUAGUAGCAGCAUUGAUGCAGGACCCUACCACAGCUACUGUCUCCAAGAUACUGAAGGAUGCUGACGCCAUUGCUCUAGGCGACAGACACCCUUCUGCUUACGGGCUUAAGGAUGUGGACUGGGAUACAGUCAGUGCAGUCCUGGAGCAGCACAGAGAGCAGGCAGCAUGGGUGCUAGGGUUCCCAGUAGGGGCCCGGGGCCUGGUGUGUAAUGGACGAGUGUUGGGGCCCCUCGACCUCUCAGAGCAGUUCACUUCUGAUGACUACAGUCUGCUGGAGCGCUUCACCAUGUCUACUCAUGUGGACAAAGUGUACAACAUGCUGACCAAGAAAAGCGAUGAGUUGGAUGUAACCAGUGACAUGGUGAUGAGGGCUGUCUCACUGUUGGCAGCCAGACCUCAGACUCGUAGCAGGUUUGAACUACCCGAACUUGGAGAAGAACACAGUGUGAUCAAGAUGGCUGCUAGAGACCCGUCCGCUCCAGCCCUAGACAUUGCUGUGGUGGUAGACCCAGUGUCCCGGGGAGCACAGAAGGUUGGACCCAUCUUGUCUGUGCUACAACAGGCCACCAACUGUCACAUACGCAUCUUCCUCAACUGUGUGGACAAACACUCGGACAUGCCACUCAAGAGUUUCUAUCGGUACGUACUAGAGCCAGAGGUACAAUUCACUGCCGACGGACACUUGGCGUCGGGCCCGAUGGCUCGGUUCUCCAACAUGCCACCAGCGCCGCUGCUGACACAGAACAUGCAUGUGCCAGACAACUGGCUGGUGGAGUCCGUGGCCAGUCCGUACGACCUGGACAACAUCAGACUGGAGGAGGUGGAGAGUGUGGUGCACAGUCAGUUUGAGCUGGAGUACCUGUUGCUGGAAGGUCACUGUUUCGAGGCAGGAGGCAAUCCUCCCAGAGGUCUGCAGAUCACUCUGGGCACUGAGUCUGAGCCGGUGCAGGUAGACACUAUAGUCAUGGCCAACCUGGGCUACUUCCAGCUUAAGGCCAACCCUGGCGCAUGGAUACUGCGACUACGCCAGGGCCGGUCUGCGGAUAUAUUUGAUAUCACCAGCCACGAGGGAUCAGACACCCCUGAGAACUCUACAGACAUCAAAGCGUUGAUCAGCUCAUUCAGACCUCACGUGCUGAAGCUGCGAGUUACCAAGAAGCCUGACAAGCUGAACAUGGAUCUCCUCGGAGAAGAUGAUCAACCCAACAGUGGCCUGUGGAACUCCAUCACCAGCACGUUUAGCUCCAAGGACGAGCCAGCAGACCCGGCUGACACCACCAUCAACAUCUUCUCUGUAGCCUCCGGACACUUGUACGAGAGGUUUCUUCGCAUCAUGAUGUUGAGUGUGCUAAAGAACACCAAGUCUCCUGUCAAGUUCUGGUUCCUCAAGAACUAUCUUUCUCCCACGUUCAAGGACUUCCUGCCAAGGAUGGCCAAGGAGUAUGGGUUCGAGUACGAGUUGGUUCAAUACAAAUGGCCUCGCUGGCUGCACCAGCAGACGGAGAAACAGAGAAUCAUUUGGGGCUACAAGAUACUCUUCCUCGACGUGCUGUUCCCGCUCCACAUCAAGAAGAUCAUCUUUGUGGAUGCUGAUCAGGUUGUCCGAGCAGAUAUGAAGGAACUAGUUGAUUUAGACCUAGGAGGAGCUCCGUAUGGUUACACUCCUUUUUGUGACAGUCGAACUGAAAUGGAUGGUUUCAGGUUCUGGAAGCAGGGCUACUGGCGCAAUCACCUGCAAGGUCGUAGAUACCACAUCAGCGCUCUCUAUGUGGUUGAUCUUAAGAGAUUCCGCAAGAUAGCAGCCGGGGACAGACUGCGAGGACAAUACCAAGCUCUGAGCCAGGACCCCAACAGUCUGUCUAACCUUGACCAGGACUUGCCCAACAACAUGAUACAUCAGGUGGCCAUCAAGUCUCUGCCUCAGGAGUGGCUGUGGUGUGAGACAUGGUGUGACGACCAAUCCAAACAAUCGGCUAAAACCAUCGACCUGUGUAACAACCCACUGACCAAGGAGGCUAAGUUGACAGCCGCCAUGCGUAUUGUAGAGGAGUGGAAGGAUUACGACGACGAGAUCAAGAGGUUACAGCUCCGGCUCGGAGCUACAGACGAACACGAAGAAGAAACUGUGACACAUCAAACACCAAGCCACAGAGAACACUCCGAGUUAUGACACUGCAGCCUCAGUCACGCAACUUCGCCGUUUGUUCGUCUCACUCCUAGCUGCUUUGUUUAAAAAGCAGUUUUUAUUUACUCUGAUGAAUUGUCCGGUUUGUUUCCUCAUUGUAUGAUGUAUGAUUUUCACCAAGUCAUCUGCGACUGACACUUUUAGUAUGUAAAGAUUUUUUUAGAUACUUAUAGUACGAACAUUGUUUUAAAGUGAUGAACUGUUUAUAACUAGUUUAGAAAUUCUGUCGAGUGUUAAGAUUAAUAUUUAUCAAGACUUUCCUGUAAACAAAUAUUCUUUAUUCUGGUCUUUACGUUCAUUAAGUAGCUAAAAGUUUGUGUUUGAAGGAUCUACCCAAGUGAUUGCAGAUAAAACAGUGUGAUUUUGGGAUAAAAACUCUUCUUUAUGUAUGAUUGAAGAUUUCAAAAAAUGCUGUGAAAUUGGGCAACAUAAAUUUGCUGCCGCAUGCACUGAGCAUGGGCGCUUUUUUUAUUGUUUCCGGUAUUUACAAUUCUUGAGAAUUCUCUCUGUACACACAUUUAGAAUACUACUUCCCUUAUUCUGAAUUGCAUUGUUAUAAAAAGUUUACCAAAUUUAAAGUUAUAUUUCCCAAGUAAAGGUGAUUUUAUUGCAAUUCUUAGACUUCAUCUGCCCAAUAACUCUUUUUUGUGCCAUAAUACAUACUUUUAAUGUUAUAGAAACACACAUGGUUGCAAGUUGCAAUUUUUUGGAAUAAUGUGGCAUAAUCUAGAAAAGAAUAAAAUUUGAUCUUAAUCUUCCUCCUUAAUAGUUGAUACAAUAAUUCCUGAUGUGAUUUUUGAUUACCUUUAGGAACUAUAAAUAUACAGACACUGAAAAAUAAUAAUAAUAAUUCAAUCUUCUCACCUAUUUUCAACCAUCAUUAUUUUAUGACAAUGUCUGUAGGGUUUUUUGGGAGGGAGUGGGAUUUAUUAUUGAUCUAAGGGCACCAGCAUAAAUUAAUUUAAUUACUUCCUCCAUUUCAUCAUCUCAAAAAAUGUUUAGUGACAAUAUAGCAAUCUUUCAACAGGGUAUGUUAUCCUUUUAAACAGUUAUGAAUGAUAUUUUUCACGGAAAGUAGCUGUUUUCUAUGACAGCUGAUAUCAUAAAAUGUUAUCAAAUGAUAUCAAAGAAAAAAUUUUUUGUCAUACUGCACACUGCAGCAAAAGCAGCUGUUUUUAAGACAUGCGUUGCGGGUCUAAAGUAGCAUUUUUACCUUUCGGAUUAAAAGGUGUUUUUAGCUUCUGGGGAGUCAAAAUCAGCUGUUGUCAUCUCAGUUGUAAAUUUAGAUUGUAAACAAUGGCGUUUAUCGAAGGUAUGUAUUGAUUGUUAAAUCAGGCGUAGUUAAUUGUUUUCUUAUGGUAAAUAGUUCAACAUAGAUGUACACUUGCACAAUAGACCAAACGAUUGAAUCACUUCCUGAACAGCUGCUUCCAUUAGCAAACUAAAUUGAAAACAAGUUAGAUGUAGUUUUGAGAUGUUAAAUGAAAACUAUUUGUAGUUUGUUCAAAUAAUGGUGCAAUAUGACAAAAAUUAUAGUCCAUCACAUGGUCAUUAAAACAGGUAAAAGUGUCUUUUCAAUUCUCACUCCCACUCAUUAUUUGACCUCGGCUUUGCCUCAAUCGUAAAACUGGAGCUCGGGUUGAAAAGAGUCACUUCAUGUUAACCUGUUAUUUUUUUCUAUUUUUUAAGAAGUCGUGAUGAAAAGUAUUGUUCAAAACGUUUGCCCAAAACCUAAAGUGAUGUACUGGUACUUGCUCCAAUUAUUCCCGUACUCACAAGUGAGGCAGGUGUACCUGUAAUCGGCUUUGCCUCACAUAAUAUGAAAUUUGAGCGUGCAUCGUAAAAUGCCACUUUAUGUACUUGUAUAAAAUAUACUAUGUAUUUAUGAACAAAGAAAAAAAUCAAUCUAGAGAAGCACCAAUUUAUAAAAUGCAAAGUGAUGCAUUCCUAAGAAAACUCAUUUCAUUCAAAGAACUUUUACCUUAGAAAUUAUUAAAAAUUAAUAUCUGUGAUAAAUUCUUUUAUUUAAGUACGUUCUUGUACUUCUUUAAAAAAUUUGUUUGUGUUUAAAGUUGUAUCAUGAUUAUUUUUCAGUAGAUAUUAAAAUUUUUGAAUCCA